This is a messenger RNA of Lampris incognitus (smalleye Pacific opah), 3250 nucleotides long. It is a transcript of the gene rnf128a, whose product is annotated as ring finger protein 128a. NCBI's taxonomy places the organism in Eukaryota, Metazoa, Chordata, Actinopteri, Lampriformes, Lampridae. The record is from RefSeq and is a predicted model, not a curated record. The transcript has a single exon. The coding region runs from base 129 to 1223 and encodes 364 amino acids.
ACUUAAGCCCUAUUCAGAUCGCUGUGACUCGAAGAACCAGGAACUGAAACUAAAGAGACUUCCCUGAUAGACUAAAGAAGCUUUCCCAGACCACUUCAUGUUGUUGUUUUGAAGAGAAGAGUGUUGCCAUGGGUAAGAAGACUGACCAGUGUUUGGUGCUUCUGUUGUUUCUGUCUGGGCUUGUCCAGUGUACGACUGCAAUGAUUUUCUGGACUGCCUUGGUGGAUAUAAGCUACUUCGACAACCAGAUCAACGACACUGUCAACCGAUAUUGUGAAUGUGGGGUGUAUGGUCGCAACUCUCCCCUGGAGGGGGCCUCAGGCAUUGUAACACUGCCGAGCCACGACCCCAAAGGCUGUGGCCAAGAUGUCGUCUACGGCCGUAACUCCAGCUCACCGCCCUGGAUAGCCUUGGUAAAGAGGGGCAAUUGCAGCUUUAGUGAGAAGAUCAUUGCUGCUGAGCGGAAGGGGGCAGCUGGCGUGGUGAUUUACAAUGUAGAUGGCACUGGGAACAACACUACUCACAUGACACACUCUGAGGUAACUGAUAUUGUGGCUAUAAUGAUUGGAAACGACCAUGGCAUGGAAAUCGUCAAAUUGGUAAAGACUGGACUAGAGGUUACCAUGGUUAUUGAGGUAGGCAGUGCCCAUGGAUUAUGGAUGGAUGCCUACUGGCUGUACUUCCUCUCAAUUGCCUUCUUCAUUGUGACAGCAGCAUCCAUUGCCUACUUUGUGUUCAUCUCUGCCCAUCGUAUUCACAGCAUGCGAAUGCAGAGGUGUGCUGAGAGAAAGCUGAAAUCUGAGGCUAAGAAGGCAAUUGGUCAGCUGCAGGUGUGCACGCUGAAGAGGGGGGACGCGGAGGUGGGGUCUGACUCUUACAUGUGCGCUGUGUGUAUUGACGCCUACAAGGCAGGCGAGGUGGUGACAGUGCUCACAUGUGGACAUAUCUUCCACAAGGCUUGCAUUGAGCCCUGGCUGCUAGAGAAGAGGACCUGCCCCAUGUGCAAGUGUGAUAUCUUGAAGGCCUUGGGGGUUGAGGAGGAGAGGAAGGACGAGAGAGCCUUGACGUCAUCACCAGCGGCGGAAACUGUUAUCACAGUGUCGGGGGGAGAUCCAAUGUAUGAGGUUCCUCUGACUGACUCCCCAGCCCCUGACCCAGAGAGACAUCAGCAUCGCUAUGACAACAGAGCCUUUGAGGGAGACUCUCACUUUGCUACAGCGUAGAUGAGAACAACAACAUCAACAAUGGACCGGGACGGUGACGAAAUCACAUGUCGGAGUGGAUUUUCCCAUUUUAUUCCUGGAUAUUUUGGACAUUCCUGGAUCUUUGAAAUCAAACUAAAUUGUUCCAGUAGCAGACCCCUGCCCUCCUUGUAAUACAAGCUUGCUUAAGUGACAUUUCAAAGGACUUCUUUCCUCUUCAGUACCAAGUAUCUUGUUGGCUAUGUUGAAAUGACAGAAAUUGUUUCUAAAAGUUUGGGAUACAGAGGGCCAGAAUAUAAUCUGGCACUAAAAAAAAAGACCAAGUGUGUAAAUUGGUAAUAAUAUCAUAAUUGGCACAUUCAGAACAUCACCUUUUCAGAGCAGUUUGUUCACACACUUAGCAUUAAGUCCAGAUGUAAAGGCAGAUGUAUAGCCAGAUCACAGAAAGUUGAAUCAGUUCAUCUGGACAAAACGUACAUUGGGGAAACCAAACAGAUGCUGACCAAGAGGAUGGCACACCACAGAAGAGCUAAUGCGUCAGGCUAGGACUCCGUAGUCGACACCCAUCUACAGGUCAGUGGCCACUCUUUCAAGGAUGAGGAUGUGCACAUCCUUGAUAGGGGGGAACGCUGGUUUGAACAGGGAGUCAAACCAGCGUUCACAUAGGCCAUCUAUGUGAAGAGGGAACAACCAUCGCUGAACGGGGGGGGGGGGCUAAGAGUACAUCUGUCACAUCUUACAAUGCUGUGACUGCAAACAUUCCCCAGUCCUCUGUGAAUAGUACACAUGGCCAUUGAAACUCUAGUUAAUGCUCAUGGCAGUUUGCAUAUGAAACUGAUGGUUGGUUUCGGUCGUUAUGCCACUGUAUUGUUUAUAAGGGUGGGGGUACCUGCAGUGAGUUUAGACUGAAGAGGUCACUUAGAUGAGUGAUGAAACGUUUCUCACAAUAAACGUUGUAGCCAGAUGAACUGAUUCAACUUUCUGUGAUUUCCUUACCUGGAUUAUUGAGCAUGAAGACAGUAUAGCCAGAUCUCACCACGUCAAAAGUCUACACAUGUCAUCAAACAAGCCACCAUAGGCCUGUUAGUGAGAAACACUUACUCGACUUUCCACAGCCUCUUAAGUUUUGCACGAGCUGAAUUUCAGUAUAAAUUUGUGACUCUCAACAAUUUCGCAAUUUACUUUACCAUGUGUUCCAACAGACUUUAAUUCUUUUUUGACCUAAAAGUGUCAGGAUGCAUGUAUGAACACACCCAACAAGGCAUUACUGGAAAUGCUGGAUAGUGCACAUUGCACAGGGAGGACUGACAUAUGACACCCAGGGGGCGGGUACUCUUUAUAAAUUUGAUUCAUAGACACAAUACCGUCAUAAAUCUUGAGGGAUGAUAGGUGUUUUCCAGUCAUACUCACUCAAGAAAGACAGAACAUGCAAUAAAUGCUCCAUAUCAGUCAUGUGAAAUCAGUCUACUCAAAGUACCUUGUACCAUGGGAUAUUACCUUUAUCUUAGUGCCUUCUGUUGUUAUAGUUGUUGUUGAUGUAAAAUCAAAUUAUUAUGAUAUUGAUAUACCGAAUUGUCAAUCAUCAAAAUUAUUUCUGAGUAGGUAAUGGAUUGUCUAUUUCCAGAUAAAAGAUGUUUCUCUCCUUAAACAUUCAACUCUGAAAAGUACAUGUCCACAUGUUUUUAUUGUUGACCAGGUCUUCCACUCUUCUUUUUUUUUAAUACUGGAGGUCAUUUUCUAAGGCCUACCUCUGUCACGGACGACUUUACACCACAAAAAAUACAGGUGUGUGUAAGAAGUAAAACGACCUCUUGGUAACUUCAUUUUUUUCCCCUCUGGUAGUGCUUUUCUGAUUAUGAUGGGGUCUUGGUAUAGUUUUUCUCUAUUGAAUCAUUUUUUUCUUCACUGUAUUUACAGAUUCUUGGAGUCUUGAAGUCUUAAAUUGUUCUGUAAAGAUGAGUUUGACUUUGCUGCAUUAAAUCACAUUGAUGCUUAUUAGAACACAUUAAAUCCCUCAAAAUGAGGAAAACUUAAUAUGCAUCCAUGUU